GGAGGACGGGCCGGCAUGGCCGGGAGGGGCGGCAGCACCUCCCCGCCGCCGGGGCCGGGGGUGGGGGCAGAGCGGCGGCGGCGGCAGCAGCCCCAGCCCCAGGAUGCGCUGCCCGGCCCCGGCGCCGCCGGUGCCCUGCGAGGGGCAGAGCGGCGGCAGCGGGCGGCGGGGAUGGAUGCGGCCCCGCGGCGCUGCCGCGGCUGCUGCCGGCGGUGGCGGCGGCGGCUGCGCGGGCGGCGGUGGGCGCUGGCGGCCGGGCUGCUGGGCGCCGCCGCCGCGCUCGCCCUGUACUCGGCGCUGCCCGAGCCGGCCGGGGCGGACGGCGAGGCCGUGACCGUGCUGCUGUGGUGGGAGCCCUUCGGCCGCCCGCGGCGCUUGCCUGACUGCCGGCGGCGCUACAACAUCAGCGGCUGCCGGCUCAGCGCGGACCGCAGCCUGUUGGGCGAGGCGCAGGCGGUGCUGUUCCACCACCGCGACCUGGCGCGGCACGGCGCCGAGGGGCUGCCCCGAGGGGCCCCGCCGCGGCCCCCGCGCCAGCGCUGGGUGUGGAUGAACUUCGAGUCGCCGUCGCACUCGCCCGGUCUGAGGGGGCUGGCCGGGCUCUUCAACUGGACCAUGUCCUACCGCCGCGACUCCGACGUGUUCGUUCCCUACGGGUACCUGUACGUGCCGCCGGCGCCUCGGCCCUUCGUCCUGCCCCGCAAGACGCGGCUGGUGGCCUGGGUCAUCAGCAACUGGAACGAGGAGCACGCCCGGGUGCGCUACUACCGCCAGCUGAAGGAGCACCUGCCCAUCGACGUGUACGGGGCGCGGGGGCUGGCGCUGGCCGAGGGCGGCCUGGUGGAGACCGUGUCAGCCUACAAGUUCUACCUGGCCUUCGAGAACUCCCAGCACACCGACUACAUCACCGAGAAGCUCUGGAGAAACGCUUUCUCUGCCAGCGCCGUGCCCGUCGUCCUCGGACCCCGCAGGGCCAACUACGAGCGCUUCAUCCCCCCCGAUUCCUUCAUCCACGUUGACGACUUCCCCAGUCCCCGGCUGCUGGCCACCUACCUGAAAUUCCUCGACAAGAACAAACCCAGCUACAGGCGGUACUUUGCCUGGAGAAAGAAGUACGAAGUCCACGUCACCUCGUUCUGGGAUGAGCAUUUCUGCAAGGUCUGCGAGGCUGUUAGGGCAGCUGGGAAUCAGAUCAAGACUGUUCGAAAUCUGGCCAGCUGGUUCGAAAGCUGAUGUUCCUGGCGGGCGAGGUGUGCCUGGACAGCCUGGGCCAAGCAUCACGGUGUCGGGAAGGAUGGGUCUCCCAGAGAUCGUGAGCCCAGGUAGUCGGCAUCAGCCACACAAGGCUGGCACCAGUUGGAGAAGCAUACAGGUACAGGAAAAUAAGCUGUGAAACGCCUACCAAAGGAAGAUUUUUUUAUUAAACAGAAAAUUAUGAAGAUACAAAGAGACAUUAUGCCAGAUGAUUCCUAAAGAGCAAAGUUACAUUUCCAGAAGUUGUACUGUUACAGAACUUUUGAAGUUUUGCACAGCUCAACAUAAAUAUCCGAUGCCAAAUUCCUCAGCUGUGCAGCUGAAACCAAUUUUGAUGGCUAUGACAACUUCCUGGACCGUGAAGCUUUCCUCUGCUCACAGAGGAUACGUGAUCAGUGCUGGGUUUCUGUAAUACUAAGACAAAAAUGAAUGUUUUAAACUGUUUUUUAUGCGUGUAAAAGCUAUUUACAGACAAAUUCUGAGCCGCAAGUGUUGAAUGUAAGAAUCUUAUGAUACAGUAGCACCUUUUAGCAAUGCUUGAAAUUGCAGAAGCCCGCUAAUAAUGCUUUGAACCAAAUAAUUGUUCCGUUUAGGAAAAAGUGUAUGAAGGGGACUGAAUCUGAGUGGACAAACAGCUCAGAUGAUGUAAAGUAUUUCUCCUACUACUUGCUGAAACCAUAGGCAUGUUUAUCCUGUAUGAAAGUAGAGUAGAACUUUAAGUACAGGAAAGCUGAGACUGUAGGGAAGAAAGUUGGAACACUUCCAUCCUCCCUUUAUUCAGGAAUUAGAAAAUGUUUACAGGUAUCUGCAUGUUUUUCUCUGCAAAAUUAUUGCCAUACAGGAAAAUGCAGGGAAAGGCUCAGAAUGGCAGGGAUUUUAUUACUGUAGUAAGUAUAUAUACAGAAAGGCUAACUUUUUGCUCAAGUAUCAGUAGACAGUGCUGUGGUGUAGCAACUCUUUUGGUUUAUGGCAUGCGUUUUUAAAAAUUGUGCUGGGGGACAGACUAGUCAGAAUGCUGUUUUGUUGUUUUUAAAAUAAUAAUUACCAAAAAAAUCCCCAAACUCCCAAAUCACUUCCAUUCAAAAAGAAAAUUACUGUGGAGAAUAAGAUCCACACUUUUGGUAAAAUACAGUUUUUGUGCGAAAAGACUAUAAAAAGGGAAGGAUUUCCUAUUUCCUCUUCCUUAGGUUUUCUGGCUCAGUGUUUUAAUCAAUAAAUAGGUUCUUAAAGUAGAACUCCCUUCACUCAGUGCCUGUCAGGAACAUUUACAUAGUUCUUCCCUUUUAGACUCCCACCUUUUGCUGUAGUAGUGGGUGUGUGGUUACUUUUUGGUUAUGUGUAAUCUUGCUCAGCCAAAGCCAGAAAGAAACUUCAGUUACCAUUACACAUCCUUGCCAUGCUCAACCUCCCUGUCCUCUGCAGCUAUGAAGUCUGGUGGCAAAAAAAAGACAAUUAUAAGAGACCUGGCCAAAUGAAUAAAGUAUUCAUUCCGCUGCUUUUUAGUCCAUGGAGUUACUCAGAGUCUUCAUUCAGAAUAAAAUCAUGGGCACAGAACAGGUGGGAAAAGAAGAAAGUCAGUGGCAAAUAAAAGAUGAGCAUCAGAACAGGCAACCUCACUGGCAUUUGGGAGUCAUAUUUAGGUUAGGAAAGGAUUAGAUUUGAUUUAAGCUGUAUGGGAUGUUGGAUGAGUGCUUUUAAGAUGUAUGAGCUGGCAGUCCACUGUAAUUUAUUUCAAGUUAGAUGUUCCCCCUGAUUAGGUAAGCAUGAAGCCAAGGAUUAUUGGAAAAAACCUAAUAAUAAUGAAGUUCAUUAAUAAUUUGUACAGUUUUGCCGGUUCAAAUCUUGCAUGCUUCUGCAAUUAUUCCCUUCUGCUUUUGUUCAAGGAGGGUUCGCUGAAAGUACUUGAUUAACCUUUUUGUUGUCAGUGCCAGGGUUGUUGUAGAGUAUUUAUUGGGAAGGGAGUAAAAUCAAUCUAUGCAAUGUGGGAUAUAGUAGGAAUGAUUCCUAAUGCUGCAUUUUCACUUCAAGAGGUAUAAAGUGAUUGUUUAAGGUAAAACAGUGUUCUUCAUGGCAUGGUCAUCUGUUUCUCUCUCAGUAGUUACUACUCCCAUAAUACUGGAUUUGAUAUUUUUAAAACUGCAAUUUAGGUAUAAUAUUAACAGUAAUAUCUAAGUGUCAGGAUGAUAAGCACCCUCUUUUCCUUUGAAUUUUUUUUUCUGUUCAGUUUUUUUCAGAAUUCACAUAACUGUAUACAAAACCCCAAUCUUAAAAGUGAUGAAAUAAUAUUUAAGAUUGGCACUACUUUUUAUCAGUCUGCUGAAACUAGUGCAUUUUUUUUCAGUUUUCCUAAUAUUUUUAGCAUUUUGUGAAAGCUUCCAGGCACACAGUUCUUCUGUGCAAUCAUUAGUAAUGCCAUAUGAAGAUGAUCAGGCUACAGGAGCACGGGAAUUUCUGGAGAUCGCAAACAUUAAUAUUUUUUCUCAGCCUCUCUGAAAAAAAAAAAAAAGAGUUGAAAUAUUUGAGGAAAUAUUUUUGUAAAAUUCAGAAAAGAGCUACAAAGCAAUUAAAACAUUAUUUGUGUAAAGUGAUCAGAAUUGCACGGUGUUUGUAAAUUGCACAUUGAGGAUUUUCAAGAACUAUAUGGUGAAAACUGCAGAUUUGUAAUAAUUAUUACAGAGCACUUGCAUUGGGAGAAGAGGAGCCUUUUCUAAUUUCAUAAUUCUUACUUGGGUGUUGCAAAUUUGUGGCUUUCCAUUUGGGAGGAAACUCAGCCCAGGCCUAUAGCUGCUGAAGUCAGUAUUAAAGAAUUUCUAUCAAUCUCUGGGUUUUGGUCAUCCACAUCAUGAGCUAAUAGUGUACUGUUACAAAGGACCAGCUCUUGUAAUGCACUUUGUGGAGCUCUACUUCAAUGAUAAAUAUAGAGUUUGCCCGAACAAACUGGUUUGUACAUUGGGUACCAGACACCACAAGGCAUUACAGAUGAUGUAUACAAUCCAGUUGUAAAAAUUGGGGAAAGCUAUCCUCUGUUUUAAGUAGAAACAUUUCCUUGAAUAUGUUUUGAAAAAGUUUUUAUUCUAUGCCUUAAAAUAUUGGGGGGUGGAGGGAGAGAAAGGAAGAUCAUUAUCUUCUGGGUUUUAUAAGGAGAAGAAUUACCAUUACUUUUUGAUUAUGAUGUAAAUCAAAUAGAGAAUUAUGUGAUCCCUCAAAUUGCAUAUUGUAUCUCAGGGAAUUUUAUACUGUAAGGUGUCUUGAUCUUGAUAGAAUGAAGUAACUUUAUAUUAAUUAUAUACAUUGACACUCAAUAAAAUUAAAGGAAGUAGUGCAAAAGAA
Molecule: messenger RNA, 4584 nt
Organism: Prinia subflava (tawny-flanked prinia)
Lineage: Eukaryota; Metazoa; Chordata; Aves; Passeriformes; Cisticolidae
Gene: FUT4
Product: fucosyltransferase 4
Exons: 1
Coding region: 16-1233 (405 amino acids)
Cellular component (GO): membrane
Molecular function (GO): alpha-(1->3)-fucosyltransferase activity
Source: RefSeq, a predicted model, not a curated record